AGUCCCGGGGGAAUGAGAGGAGAGGCAGGGAGAGGGCAGGAGCCUCCCUGAGCACCAGCUCUCCCUGAGCAUCUUCCACCAGGAAUCCCCAGGAGAGGAGCUGCCCUUCAGGACACCUUUGCCGAGCAUCCCUUAGCACAACAUAUGUUCCACCAACACACCCGGCUGCUUUCCCCUCCCAGGAAAGAGGAGAAGGAGGAAGAGGGAAGAGACAGGCAGCUCCAGAGCGCUCCAGGGAUUUUCCAUGUAAUCCAUCCCGGCCCUUUCCCCCAGGAGCCGCUGCCGGACCCUGCUCCGUGUGCGGCAUGUGAGCAUCACCUGCGGGGCAGCCGGCUGCUGCCCCUGCUCUGCUGCUAAUCCCCGCAAUCCCCCCGAGAGGCAGCGAGCGUGCGGCGAGAGGCAGAGCAACCCCAGCCCGAGCAGUCCGGCUAAAGCAAUUAGGAACUUCGCAUCCUGAUGGCAGAUCGCUCUGCUCUGAUGCCGUUCUGGAUGUCCCGGUGAGAACUCUUAGAGAUGCCUAUUCUCUCCAGAGGCAGUGACCAAGACUAUAGCAACAUCAGCUACAACUCCUGCAAUUCCUUGAGCCACUUCCUUCCCAUCUGCGUGGAAACCCCUUCUGUCAAGGGGGUCCAUUACCAGAGAGCCAGGAGGAUUUACCGCCCCGACCAAGCGCCUGCAGCCGAUCUGAAGACAGAGAUCAUGAUCAACGUUGGAGGCAUCAAGUACCUGCUGCCUUGGAGCACUUUGGACGAGUUUCCCCUGACCAGGCUGAGCAAACUAAAGCUUUGCAGCAGCUACGAAGAAAUCAUCCAGCUGUGUGACGAUUACGACGAAGACACCCACGAGUUCUUCUUUGACAGGAACCCCAACGCGUUUGGGAUGAUCGUCAGCUUCCUAGCAGCGGGGAAGCUGAUGCUCUUGAGGGACAUGUGUGCCUUGUCUUUCCAGGAGGAGCUGAGGUACUGGGGCAUUGAGGAAUCCAACCUGGAGAACUGCUGCUUUCGGAAACUGUUCCAGAAGCUGCAGGAGCUGGCCGAGAUCCGCAAAGAAGAGGAGCUCCGGAGGAGCAAGGAGGCUUCGUGUGUCUUGGAUGAGAAGACCAGAUUCGGGCAGUUCAUGAACAGGCUCAGAGAUAUGGUGGAAAAUCCCCAGUCAGGACUGCCGGGAAAAGUCUUUGCUUGUCUCUCCAUCCUCUUUGUGGCCACCACAGCUGUCAGCCUUUGUGUGAGCACAAUGCCAGACUUAAGAGCUGAAGAAGACAGGGGUGAGUGCUCCCAGAAGUGCUAUUACAUCUUUGUCAUCGAGACCAUCUGCGUGGCUUGGUUCUCCCUGGAGUUCUGCCUCCGUUUCAUCCAGGCCAGGAGCAAGUGUCAGUUCUUCAAAGGACCCCUGAACAUCAUUGACUUCUUGGCCAUCUCCCCUUACUACGCCUCCCUCAUCUUCUCGGAGGACGACUCCAGCGAGGAGGAGGACAGGCCGAGCAGCAACACGUACCUGGAGAAGGUGGGCUUGGUGCUGCGGGUUUUACGUGCCUUGAGGAUCCUGUACGUCAUGCGCCUUGCGCGGCACUCCCUGGGCCUGCAGACCCUGGGCCUCACCGUGCGCAAGUGCACGCGGGAAUUCGGGCUGCUGCUGCUCUUCCUCUGCGUGGCCGUCACCCUCUUCUCCCCGCUGGUGUACCUGGCCGAGAACGAGUCCGGCAGGGUGCUGGAAUUCACCAGCAUCCCCGCCUCGUACUGGUGGGCCAUCAUCUCCAUGACCACCGUGGGCUACGGGGACAUGGUGCCGCGGAGCGUGCCGGGACAGAUGGUGGCUCUCAGCAGCAUCCUCAGCGGGAUCCUCAUCAUGUCCUUCCCGGCAACCUCGAUAUUCCACACCUUCUCCCACUCCUACUCCCAGCUGCGCAAGGAACACGAGCGGCUGCAGUCGCGGCUGAGCCGAGCGAAGGACGCCAACCGCUCCGGGGAAAGCGACACCUUCAACGAGACGGACAGCCUGGUCCUGGAGGGGCAGGGCUCCCCCAUCAAAUACAUCUACACGGGGAACUGAGCCUGGUGUGUCCCAUGAAACACGUCUACACAGGGAACUGAGCCCGGCAUUCCCCUCAAACACAUCUACAUGGGGAACUGAGCCCGGCAUUCCCCUCAAACACAUCUACACGGGGAACUGAGCCUGGUGUGUCCCAUGAAACACGUCUACACAGGGAACUGAGCCCGGCAUUCCCCUCAAACACAUCUACAUGGGGAACUGAGCCCGGCAUUCCCCUCAAAUACAUCUACACGGGGAACUGAGCCUGGUGUGUCCCAUGAAACACGUCUACACGGGGAACUGAGCCUGGCAUUCCCCUCAAACACAUCUACAUGGGGAACUGGGCCUGGUGUGUCCCAUGAAACACAUCUACACAGGGAACUGAGCCUGGCAUUCCCAUCAAUUACAUCUACACAGGGAACUGGGCCUGGUGUGUCCCAUGAAACACGUCUACAUGGGGAACUGAGCCUGGCAUUCCCCUCAAACACAUCCACAUGGGGAACUGGGCCUGGUGUGUCCCAUGAAACUCGUCUACACAGGGAACUGAGCCUGGCAUUCCCCUCAAACACAUCUACAUGGGGAACUGGGCCUGGUGUGUCCCAUGAAACACGUCUACAUGGGGAACUGAGCCUGGCAUUCCCAUCAAUUACAUCUACAUGGGGAACUGGGCCUGGUGUGUCCCAUGAAACUCGUCUACACAGGGAACUGAGCCUGGAAUCCCCAUCAAAUACACUUACACAGGGAACUGGGCCUGGUGUGUCCCAUGAAACACAUCUACACAGGAAAUUGAGCCUGGAAUCCCCAUCAAAUACAUUUGCACAGGUAACUGAGCCUGGCAUUUCCAUCAAAUGAAUCUACACAGGGAACUGGGCCUGGUGUGUCCCCAUCAAACACGUCUACACAGGGAACUGAGCCUGGCCUGGGGCAUUCCCAAAAACGCUGACAGAAAUGUGCACGUGUGUGUCAGCAAAAAUACACAAAGCAAAGCAUCAUAAGUUACAGUGCUAUCCUCUCUCCUGACCUAGGUAUAAGCAGCAGCCAACCCAACAGAGCCAGCUCCAAAAAAUCCCAAUGGAGCUGGAGGCUGGGAGAAUGUAAAAAGGUCAGAGUUUAUUCAGUGAUAAAUGCUCAUUCUUCUCUACGGCUACUAAGAAUAAACUUUGUCUCUAGCAAUCAUGCAUCUUGCUGAACACCUGAUACUGAAUGAGUAACAAACAAACCAGCUCCUGUUGGCACAAACACACUUGUUAUUUCAUUUGCCUUUGAGUUUCAGGUGUUCUUGCAGUGAAUAUCCUGAGCCAGGCGUUAGGUCACAUUCUUUCAGGGCUGCACACACCAGCCUGGUUUUCCACAGCUCAUCCACCAGGCAUAGAGAUACAAAUCCGAAUUCUGUGUUUAAAGCCAGUAACAAGCUUAAAAUAAAACUGCUGUGUGCGACAGCUUUCAAAGUUUGCCUGUAGCCAGAUGAUCAAUCUGUACCUAACAAACUGCACUGCUUUGUAUAAAACACAUACUGCUUGCAAAAGCGUUUGCUUGAAAUGCAGUUGUGGUCUGCAGACUGUAAACGUAUCACACUAGACAGCGAAAGUCUUCAAAAGUCUUUUUCAUAUAAUUAUUUAAAAUAAAAAUGAGGAAUAAAAAAAGCCCAAGCUUAAUGACCAUAUC
Hirundo rustica (Barn swallow) is the source of this 3693-nucleotide messenger RNA. RefSeq names its product potassium voltage-gated channel modifier subfamily G member 4 (gene KCNG4). The record is from RefSeq and is a predicted model, not a curated record. NCBI's taxonomy places the organism in Eukaryota, Metazoa, Chordata, Aves, Passeriformes, Hirundinidae. Gene Ontology annotation, biological process: potassium ion transmembrane transport; protein homooligomerization. The transcript is spliced from 4 exons. Gene Ontology annotation, cellular component: membrane; voltage-gated potassium channel complex. Gene Ontology annotation, molecular function: delayed rectifier potassium channel activity. The coding region runs from base 514 to 2049 and encodes 511 amino acids.